AUGACCAUCACAACCACGGGAGACAUCACGGCCAAGAUGCUCGACUCCGAGACACAACAUAAUGUGCCUCAACAACACCCAAAACCACCACCACCUCCACAACCGCCACAAGACCCUCCAGCAUCAAAUUACCCCCUCUCCUCCACAGAUGACGUCUCCUCAAGCUCCCUCUCCAAACCACCAGUUAACGAACCCUCUCGACAACAUGGCCGUCGCCACUCCUCCUCCUCCUCCUCCCUAUCCCACAACGCCUCCGGCUCAGCAAGCAGCACCUCCCUAUCCACAGGUCACAUCUCAGCCCUGCACCACCACCAAGACGAAAUAGUCUCCAUCGAAAACGCCACGCGCCUAUCGACAGUACAAACCCGCACAUCCACCUUCUCCUCGGCCUCCCACCCCCCAGACUACGAAGUCGUCUUCGGCCCUGACGACCCUGAAAACCCCAAGAACUGGCCUUUGUGGUACCGCUGCUGGACCAUCUUUGCGUGCUCGUACAGCACGUGGGUGGUUGUGCUUUACAGCUCAUCGUACACGGCCAUUGUCCCGGGGCUGAUGAAGGAGUAUCAUGUUACUAACCAGCCGGUGGCCACGCUGGGGCUGACGACGUACCUGUUUGGUCUGGCGUUUGGGUGUCUUGCGCUGGCACCGCUGAGCGAGCUCUAUGGACGCAGGCCGAUUUAUUUGGUUAGUUUGGGGGUGUUUGCGCUGCUGAUUUUGCCGUGCGCGAUGCCGAGUAGUUUGGCGGAGAUUAUUAUUGUGAGGUUCUUUGGCGCCCUUUUCGGAGCAGUAAUGGUCUCCAACUCUCCCGCCACGGUGGUCGAUAUCGCCCACCCGGACUACCUCGCGCUGUGCAUGGCCGUCACUUCCAUCGCGCCCCUCAACGGUCCCGUCACCGGUCCUUUAAUCGGGGGAUUCGCCUACCAAUACCUCGGUUUCCGAUGGGCCAACUGGAUCGUCCUGAUCCUUUCGGGCGCAGCAGUGAUCUUCAUGGCCACCAUCCGCGAGACCUACGCGCCCGCCAUCUUACGCGCCAAAGCCGCCCGCCUGCGCAAAGAGUCCGGCGACGAUCGGUACUGGUCGCGCUUCGACCAGAAAGUGUCCACCAUCCAGCUCCUCAAAACGAACCUCUCCCGUCCCUUCAUCCUAGCAGCCACGGAACCGAUCCUCUGGUUCUUCAACACGUGGAUCUCCCUCGUCUACGCCAUUUUAUAUCUCUGCUUCGUCGCCUACCCCAUAGUCUUCAAAGAACACCGCGGGUGGUCUACGGGGCAAGUCGGCCUGGCCUUUUUGGGGAUGGGGUGCGGCACCGUCGCCUCCAUUGUUUUGGAGCCCUUCUGGCGGAGCAUCAUUAACAAGCGCCACUCCAAGUACGACCCCGAAACUGGCCGUCCUGCCCCCGAAGCACAAGCGUACGUGAUGACCAUCGGCGCCAUCCUCACAGCCUUCGGCCAGCUAGCGUUCAGCUGGACUUGUCUUCCCAUAAAAAUUCACUGGAUAGUGCCCAUCAUUUUCGGUGUUCCCUUUGGCAUGGGCAAUACCAUUUCUUUUAUCUACGGGUCAAACUAUCUAGCGGGCGCGUACGGGUUGUACGCAGCUUCUGCUUUGGCGGCUAAUUCGUUUUUGCGAUCCGUGGCGGGCGGGGUUUUGCCAUUGGCGGGACCGAGCAUGUAUCGCAACUUGACGCCGCAGAUUGCUGGCACAAUUCUCGGUGUGCUGGAGGUGUUGUUGAUUCCCAUUCCCAUUGUCUUUUAUAAAUAUGGGGAGAGGAUUAGAGGGCGGAGUAAGGUUAUUAGGACUAUGAGAGAGGAACAGGCUAGGGAGGAUAAGAGACGGCUGAGGCAGGGGGAGAGGGUUAGGAGGAGGUGUGCUGGGGAGAAGGAUGAGGAGGAAGGUGUGGAGGGUGGGGUGAUAGGGAUGGAGACGGAAAGAGCGACGGCGACGGGUGAGGGGGAGGUUAGUGGUGAAGGAGUGGUUGUGCCUUCCUCUUUGGGGACUUCGGGGACGUUGGGGCAGGAGAAGACGGUGAAGAGCGGGAAGGGUGAUGAUGCUGUUUGA
Messenger RNA from Sordaria macrospora k-hell, 2055 nucleotides. RefSeq lists its product as uncharacterized. Gene Ontology annotation, molecular function: transmembrane transporter activity. Lineage: Eukaryota; Fungi; Ascomycota; Sordariomycetes; Sordariales; Sordariaceae. Gene Ontology annotation, biological process: transmembrane transport. The record is from RefSeq and is a predicted model, not a curated record. Gene Ontology annotation, cellular component: plasma membrane.